Larimichthys crocea (large yellow croaker) is the source of this 2297-nucleotide messenger RNA. RefSeq names its product potassium voltage-gated channel subfamily V member 2-like. The transcript is spliced from 2 exons. The record is from RefSeq and is a predicted model, not a curated record. Gene Ontology annotation, biological process: action potential; protein homooligomerization; potassium ion transmembrane transport. Lineage: Eukaryota; Metazoa; Chordata; Actinopteri; Sciaenidae. Bases 1 to 1551 code for a protein of 516 amino acids. Gene Ontology annotation, cellular component: membrane; voltage-gated potassium channel complex. Gene Ontology annotation, molecular function: delayed rectifier potassium channel activity.
AUGGCUUCAGAGUAUGAACAACUGCAGAGAUGUUUGCAAAGGCGCCGCUUGACUGUCAACUGUUUGCCAAACUGUGUAGAGGACAACAAAACAUUUCCAUUCUCCCAGGAGAAAACAUUCAAAGCAUGGAGAUCUCUGGAGAAUCUGGACAGUCCAGGCUUCAAAGCAGACUGCCCCAAGGCAAAGGACAGACCUGAAUGCCAACAGAGCAUCAAUGUUAAUGUUGGGGGCAAAGUGUUUCAUAUUCCUAAACAGUAUGCCAUUAAAUAUCCUCAAACCAGGAUAGGUUCAUUGGCCCUCUGCAGGGACAAAGCAAAACUCCUCAUGCUGUGUGACGACUAUUCUGUAUGUAAGAACGAGUUCUUCUUUGACCGUGACCCUACUUUCUUCCACCACAUCCUCCAUUUCUACACAAGUGGAGUGUUGUGGGUCAUACGGGAAAUGUGCCCUAUCAACUUCGAGGAAGAGAUCGCAUACUGGGGUCUGAGCCUGAAGGACACCCAGCUCUGCUGUUGGUUGGUGUUCGAGGAAAGGGUCGACGACGUGAGGGACAACCUGAAGGUGGACAGGGAGUUGAUGGCUGAGAUUGAGGUAAAAUCCAAUGAUGAGUGUUUCAAGGACAUGAUGUUUGGGGAUAUCCGUAAAAGUCUGUGGAACCUUGUGGAGGAUCCAUACUCUUCAGCUCUGGCAAAGGCCUUUACUGUGGUCUCUAACCUUUUUGUGCUUUUCUCUAUUGUUGCAAUGACUCUCAACACUGUGGAGGAACUUCAAAUGUAUAAAAUGAACAACAGAACACACAUGGAAUGGGUGGAGAUCAUUACCAUUGUGUUCUUCACCUUUGAAUAUUUAAUUCGCCUUGUCACCACUCCUAACAUCACAAUGUUUUUGAAGAGUGGACUUAACUUUGUGGAUAUGGUGGCAGUCAUGCCUUAUUUCAUCCAGAUCAUCUUUGAUGCCUCUACUGGCAGUGAGGACGUGAAGGGACAGGAGGACCUUAGGACCAUGGCUCGGGUCAGCAAGGUCAGCCACGUCCUCAAAGUCAUCAAGCUGCUGAGAAUCUUUCGGAUUUUAAAGUUGGCUCGACACUCCACUGGCAUGAGAGCGUUUGGCUUUACUCUGCGGCAGUGUUACCAGCAGGCCUGUUGCAUUUUCCUUUUCAUUGCCAUGGGCAUCUUCACUUUCUCUGCUCUCCUUCAUUCAGCUGAGAGGGAAACUGAGGGAUCUCCUAUCACCAGUAUUCCAUAUGCCUGGUGGUGGGCUGCAGUCAGCAUCUCCACUGUUGGCUACGGGGAUGUGGUUCCUGUGACUAUCCUGGGCCGCUUUGUGGCUUUCGGCUGCAUCUCAUUUGGCAUCAUCCUCAAUGGCAUGCCGAUCUCUUUCCUCUUUAACAAGUUCUCUGAUUACUAUGCCAAGCUAAAAGCCCAGGAGUACAACACUACCUUAGUGCAGCGGCGCUUUCAACUGAAGAAGCGCCUCAGGCGCAAAAUGGACAUGUGUUUUCAUCCCUCAGAGGAAGACAAUGACAGCAGAUUUCAGAGUCCCCAAAGUUAAAGUUAGUCCGAAUCUUUUUUUUAAAUUUAACAUUGUAUACGUGUUGCAUGGUACACUAGGAAAGUAUGGUGGCCAUAAAACUUGUAAAACAAAGUGCGAAAGGCCCUAUCUUUAGCCAUUGCUUGGUUUAUCUGCUCUGGGCUACUAUAAAAACAUGGUGGUGCAUGUAAGAGGAACUGCUCGGUUUGUGAAACUCUUUUCUCUUGGUAUUUACAGAGAGGAGAGUUUGAUAUUUAAAAAAAAAAAGAAGAAGAAGAAUAUGAUGUGAGGAAGUGAGGAAGUGGGAAGAAAAAAGUUUCUAGAUGCACUUUGUCAUCGGAGUUGAAAACCACAGUAAAAAAUUGUGCAAGUUUCAGUUUUUAAAAAAGAGAACUUGACUUUAUGACACGGUGGACGACGAUGACUAAACACCACUUUUUGUUGCUGUCAGUUACAUAUGGAUUUUUUUAAAACAUGUUUACUUUUUGGGUUGAAUUGUUUUUUAUAAUGUAUUAAGGGUUACCUUGCCUGGUAAUAUUGCUUUGUUUUAAUGGUUUUAUCAUGUUUCCACAUUAAGAAAUUAAACUGGAACACUAACUAUCAUCCAUUGACAUCUGAUGACUAAUUUCUCAUGGUGGGAAACUUGCUCGUGGUCUACACAGUUGAAAUAACAGACCACAACAGUUAGCACCUCUGCAAGAAACAAUUGUCUCUGUGUGUGACAAUGAUGCAGAUGACAGCGACGAGAUUAGACUAAGACAAUAAAA